CUGUCCCCUCUGACUGGAUUCUGGUAUCCUAACCCUGGAUUCUGGCCACACUCAGAAUUAGCACCUAGGGCUUGGUAGCUCUAAGUCCAAAUUCCCAUGAGAAGAUCUGAUUGGCUCUGAGGGAGUUAGUUGCUACUCUGAAUCACUCACCUUUAAUCUGGGAGGGAUCACAAAGUUAGACAUGAACGAGGCUCCUGGAACCUCCUUGGGUGUGUGUGUGUGGGGGGUCACUGUUAGCCAGACCCUGUCAUCACAUUUCUUCCCCCAGGAAGCCUGCCCUGAUUGCCUUUACCUCCUUUUCUGAAAAUUGGUAUCUCAGCAGAAGUGAAGCUUUGUGCAGAUUCCCUAGGGGGUGUGCUGUUGAGAGAGCACAGCCCCUUGUGAUGCGGAGCACCACACUCAGACUCAGCAGCUUGAAUUACCUGAAGCCCCGUCAUCCCAGGGACCAUGUUUAACGGGGAGCCUGGUCCAGCCUCGGCUGGGGCCUCCAGGAAUGUCAUAAGGAGCUCCAGCAUCAGCGGUGAGAUCUGUGGAUCCCAGCAAGCCGGAGGUGGGGCCGGGACCACCACAGCCAAGAAACGGCGAAGCAGCCUGGGUGCCAAGAUGGUGGCUAUCGUUGGUCUGACCCAGUGGAGCAAAAGCACACUGCAGCUCCCCCAGCCUGAAGGGGCCACUAAGAAGCCUCGAAGCAACGUCCGACGGAGCACAGAGACCGGCAUUGCUGUGGAGAUGCGGAGCCGUGUGACCCGCCAGGGCAGCCGGGAGUCUACCGACGGGAGUACCAACAGCAACAGCUCCGAGGGCACGUUUAUUUUUCCCACACGGCUUGGAGCCGAAAGCCAGUUCAGUGACUUUCUGGAUGGCCUGGGACCAGCCCAGAUUGUGGGGCGACAGACACUGGCCACACCCCCCAUGGGAGAUGUGCACAUUGCCAUCAUGGACCGGAGUGGCCAGCUGGAGGUAGAAGUGAUUGAAGCUCGGGGCCUGACCCCCAAACCAGGCUCCAAAUCCCUCCCAGCCACCUAUAUCAAGGCUUACCUGCUGGAGAAUGGGGCAUGCGUCGCCAAGAAAAAGACAAAGGUGGCCAAGAAGACUUGCGAUCCCUUGUACCAGCAAGCUUUGCUCUUUGAUGAGGGGCCCCAAGGCAAGGUUCUGCAGGUGAUCGUCUGGGGAGACUACGGCCGUAUGGACCACAAGUGCUUCAUGGGUAUGGCCCAGAUCAUGCUGGACGAGCUGGACCUGAGUGCCGUGGUCACUGGCUGGUACAAACUCUUCCCCACAUCCUCUGUGGCCGAUUCCACACUCGGAUCCCUCACCAGGCGCCUGUCUCAGUCCUCUUUGGAGAGUGCCACCAGCCCCUCGUGCUCCUAAGGACCUCGAUGAGGACAAGAAGCCAGGGGAUGUUGGGGGAUGGGAGUCUGCUGGCCCCACCACCCCUGUACAUAGUCUCCAUGUCCUUCCGGACCCCUUAUCCUGCUGCAUGCCUGUUGGCCACUGGGCUUGUCCCAGCUGGCAGUGGAGACUGUAGUGUGUGUCUGUGUGUAUGUGUGUGUGUGUUUGUGUUUGUGUGUGUGUGUCCAUAUAUCUGUCCAUUUGUCUGUGUACAAUCAGUCCUGGUGAUCACAUGGACUAUAUAGUCCACGUCUCUGUAUCUUGCUGGAAAGAACCCAGAGGAGCAUCAUUCGGA
Messenger RNA from Grammomys surdaster, 1687 nucleotides. It is a transcript of the gene Rims3, whose product is annotated as regulating synaptic membrane exocytosis 3. Lineage: Eukaryota; Metazoa; Chordata; Mammalia; Rodentia; Muridae. Gene Ontology annotation, cellular component: cytoskeleton of presynaptic active zone; presynaptic membrane. The transcript is spliced from 8 exons. Gene Ontology annotation, molecular function: transmembrane transporter binding; small GTPase binding. The coding region runs from base 448 to 1371 and encodes 307 amino acids. Gene Ontology annotation, biological process: regulation of synaptic plasticity; positive regulation of synaptic transmission; regulation of membrane potential. The record is from RefSeq and is a predicted model, not a curated record.